GUGAUGCAGUAACGCAGACAGUCGGCUUAUUUACCUCUCUUCUAAACAGUCUAGCUAGCUAGUUACUGUUAAAAUGGCAACAUAUAGGAUUUCUGCAUGUAUUGCCUUCGUUUAGAUGGCUGGUUAGGUUUCAAAUCGUUUCACGACCAGUAAAUUGUUCAACUGACGUGAGUGUCCUCGAGCUGAAGUGAACGUAAAAGAACAACAAUCAAUAACAUGUCGGCAGAAUUCACUCCUCCCGGUUCUGACCGACCCACAAUGGACGAGGAUGAUGUUAACAACCAGCCCAGCCCGUCCCACAGCCCCCCUGCAUCAGGAGAACCUGAUCAACAGAACCAAACAGAACCAACCAAAACCUUUUCACACUGUUGUCUGGACUGUGGGAAAGAGUUUUCCCGCCCAUGUGACCUGGUGAGACACCAGAGAGUACACACAGGGGAGAAGCCUUACCCCUGUCCUGAUUGUGGCAAGAGGUUCGCCCACUCAGGAGGCCUCCGAGAACAUGAGAGGAUACACUCCGGAGAGAAGCCUCACUCCUGCUCUGUGUGUGGGAAGAGCUUCACCCAGAAGGGAAGUCUUAGAGUUCACCUACGGACACACACGGGGGAGAGACCUUAUUCUUGCUCCGUCUGCGGCAAGAGUUACACCCAAAAUGAAUUUUUGAAAGUGCACCAGCGAACACACACGGGAGAGAGGCCCUACUCCUGUUCUGUGUGUGGCAAGGGCUUUGCUCAGAUCGGAAACUUGAAGAAACACCAGCGGAUUCACACCGGGGAGAAGCCUUACCAGUGUCUGGAGUGUGGCGCCAGUUUCACCCAGAAGGACAGCCUGAAGAUGCACCAGAGGUCUCACACAGGAGAGAAACCCUGCGUCUGCCCCGAGUGCGGGAAGGGUUUCCGUGACAACGGGCACCUGAAAGUCCACUCGAGAGUGCAUACAGGGGAGAAGCCGUACUCCUGCCCUGACUGUGGGAGACGGUUCAGCCAGGCAGACGUCCUGAAGAGACACCAGAUGGUGCAUACAGGGGAGAAGCCGUACUUCUGUGCCCUGUGUGGGAGGAGGUUCGCCCAGCCUGCCACUCUGAAGUACCACCUCCGGACCCACGCAAGAGAGAACCAGACAGGAGGGUCUCAACGCUGCCCAGUGUGUGGACAGGACCUCCCGACAGAGCAGGCUCUGAGAAAACACCUACAGACACACAUGGGGGAGGACCUCGGUCACAACGGGGGACAGGAAGACGGGGAGGAGGAAGUUGGUGGUCUGAUCAAUUCUGAUGGAGAGGACGUCGGCUGGGACCCUUCUCAUCUUAGUGAGAGUCCUGUCCAUGGCUCUUCUGGUAGUGAAGGAGGAAGUCCCCCUACAUCACACAUCAACAAGAAUCCAGGUGACCAAUCCAGAUCCAAACGCAGGUCACUGGGUCCUGACGACAGAGAGGUCUUCAGUCAGACACUGGGGAGGAACAUUAAAGUAGUGGAGGGGGAGGAGGACUUGAGUCAAACUGUUGAGGUGACGGUUAAAGAAGAAGAGGAGGACGAGGAAGUCACCAGAUCCCCAGUAGAAGAAGUGGACUGGGAGGCUGUUGAACUUAGAGAGAGUCCUAACCACUGCUCCGACCGUGAGGAGAGACCUCCCCACCAGGAGAAUCACACAGCUAAAGACCAUCACCACACAGAGAGCACACGCCUCACUCCUGCUCUGACUCUAUUUGAAGGACCUGAUCAAAGCCAUUGAUGAGGAAAUAAUUAGGUUCAUGAUAUCAUUAGUUACUGUAUCCUAUUGCAGAUAUGUAUGUUUAAUUCAUUAUGUUUGAUUGAAUAAUAAAUCAUGGUUGCAACAA
This is a messenger RNA of Salvelinus namaycush (lake trout), 1837 nucleotides long. Its product is annotated as zinc finger protein OZF-like. Lineage: Eukaryota; Metazoa; Chordata; Actinopteri; Salmoniformes; Salmonidae. The coding region runs from base 217 to 1731 and encodes 504 amino acids. The transcript has 9 exons. The record is from RefSeq and is a predicted model, not a curated record.